UUGGCCAAGCCACCAGAAGACAGUCUGCUCUCUAUCCCUUACCUUAUAUAGCAGACCACGAAGAGAUGAAUUUCGGAGAGGGACACUAAACUGCGAAGGUCGUUGCCAGUGGCAUAGUUUGCCGUCCGUCGACUCCAGAGGACGGUCAUGUCGUGCUCGGACGUCAAUCUACUAAGAGAGAGCGAUGAGAGUGAGAUGUCGGACGCGGGGGCGAGCAGUGCAGGCCUAGGCCUGGACUCUGACAACACGUCAGUCCUGUCCGGCACGGAAAGCUCCAUGAGCCGAGCUCCAACUGAGGAUGAUGAUGAUGUGGCGGACGAUGAAAUUGUCGACGACGGCAACGACCAAGAAGUGGAUCCGGACGCCGACGCAGCCAGUUGUACGGCCGUGCCGGAUGAGUCACAAUCGGCCGAGUGCCGCAAGUACUCGUUACGCAAUCGCAACAAGAGAAGCGAAGAAAGUGCAGGAAAUGCGGACACAACAAUCGACGCCACAAAUGACAACGCGAGGAACGCUGAAAUGAGCAAGUCAAACGAAGACACGAGAGACAAGCUGAAAGGAAUAUCGGCUGAAGAUGGCGCAGGAACAAAGUCAGUCAGUGCAGCAAUGCCGGCAGCACCUACACAAAACAUGGCAGCGCACAUUACAAGCAGUUUCCCCGCAGCAGCCACAGGCAUCGUGCCGCAGAACCUCUCGAAUGCAGCACUGGCGGCCGCCGCAGCCAGCUCAGUGAAGAUUCCGUCGACGUACACAUUCUUCCAGCCUAGCACGUCUACUAUUGGCCAGGGCAGUGAACCGUUCACACGCAGCCGUGCAGCUAAACUGCGUGCAUCCCUUGCCAUACAGAGUCAGAUACAGCCAGUGGGGUGUACAGUGUCCAGUGGCCAUCACACAUCGCUAGUCAAUCACGCAUCACAGUCCAGGCUGGGUAGCCACACGCAAGCACCUUACUUCCCCGGCGCAAUACCCACCGUAAGGUCAAUGGAGACGGCACCGCACUCCUACAUCGUCAGCCCGUACUUGCAACGCAGUCCGCCAAGUGCAGCCGCCGCUGCUGCCGCCGCCGCUAUGUCGUUUGGUGCGCCGCGCUUUGUCAGCAGUCCUCAGUUCCCUCAUCAGCCAUUCAACAUGGAAGACGUGUCGCAAUUCUGGUCGCCGAACCCGCCCGACAUGACCAGCCUUCCUCUGUUCCAGGCCGGAGGUCACGCGCACCCGUUUCACCCGUCCUUCCCCAGUCCGCACAGCAUGCCGCACACUCCGGUCACAAUGCCGCCCACCGCCGCGCUACCCCCUGCUACGGCCACCACUGGCGGCGGUGUUCCGGUACCGGGCUCGGGCCCAGCAAACAGCAGCAGCAUCUGUGCUACCAGUGCAUCAAUUAUGACAGGAAUGACCGGUCUCUUGCCACAGACACCUGCAGCAACAAGCAGCACGGUCACAAGCACCAACACCAUGAAGGCAUCCAUGGGAUCGUCCAUCGCAGCUGCCGCACACAGCACUACGCAGCCAACGACGCGCUCCGGCAACAGGCGACAUCACAAGUCGUCGGGCGGCUCAAGGCCGGGCGGUCGCGACUCUGGCAGCAUGUCCAAGGCUGAACGACGCAGGAACAAGGCAAGCAUUCGUGAAAGGAAGCGUGUUGUAAGCCUCAAUGAUGCUUUCCUGAACUUGAAGCGGGCCAUGCCGUUCGUUCCGCCCGACACGAAGCUCAGCAAGAUCAAGACGCUUCGCUUUGCAAUCCGGUACGUCAAGCGGCUGAUGGAUACGCUGGACCACGGCGAUGCGGGAGAGCGGCAAGGUGGGCAUGCGAUGGCGCAAGGCAGUGGCCAGUACGAUGCCGAUCGCCUGGAUCAUGUGCACUUUGACACCGGCGAGUGCUUCAGCUCGUAUGGCGGCGCCUUCGAUGACUUUGACCUGGAGAUGGACUUCAACACUAGCUCACAUGCAUCGCUACCCGAUGUGCCGAUCACGAUCAAUGAUUCCGAUCUGGAUUGCUGAACACUGUCACCACCCAACACCCGGCUAAAUGGCGUCACCAGGUGCUGCACCGGGUAACCAUGGUAACAAUUGAAUAUCUACACAGUGUGCAAUGCCUUCUAACGCGGUCAUGCACAUUGCAGUACAGACAAGAACACUCUAUUCAAAUCUCUCAAAAUAUGAUGAACUUUUUUCAGUUGUCCUAAUUUCUACACGUUCUAUAUCAACACAUUCAUGACAUUCUAUAUCCUUCAACAAAAGUUCAAGUCAAAGAUCAAAUGAAAUUUCCCAAGCUAUUCUUUCUAAACUUCUGAUUGCACUUUAUAUCGGAUUGAAGACCACUUUGAGACCAAAUUAAUAUUUUCUUUUGGUCCUGUCCACUGGCAUGACGUCAUGACUGUAUGAGCACGGGCUACUCUCAGUGUUAUUCUAUUCACCGCCUUGAUAUUACAACUGCAUCAACCGUUGAUCAGAUUUCAAUUUGAUUCAAGAAUUCGAGUAUCACUUUCACAAGUAAGCUGAAGCAAUCCAACUUUCCCUGGUUCAUUUGAUAAUAAAAUCAAAUGAAUUUA
Messenger RNA from Sycon ciliatum, 2549 nucleotides. Its product is annotated as mucin-5AC-like. Lineage: Eukaryota; Metazoa; Porifera; Calcarea; Leucosolenida; Sycettidae. The coding region runs from base 148 to 1998 and encodes 616 amino acids. The record is from RefSeq and is a predicted model, not a curated record. Gene Ontology annotation, biological process: regulation of transcription by RNA polymerase II; developmental process. The transcript is spliced from 2 exons. Gene Ontology annotation, molecular function: DNA-binding transcription factor activity, RNA polymerase II-specific; protein dimerization activity; RNA polymerase II transcription regulatory region sequence-specific DNA binding.